Molecule: messenger RNA, 3211 nt
Organism: Alligator sinensis (Chinese alligator)
Lineage: Eukaryota; Metazoa; Chordata; Crocodylia; Alligatoridae
Gene: DECR2
Product: 2,4-dienoyl-CoA reductase 2
Exons: 9
Coding region: 1-1008 (335 amino acids)
Biological process (GO): fatty acid catabolic process
Molecular function (GO): 2,4-dienoyl-CoA reductase (NADPH) activity
Source: RefSeq, a predicted model, not a curated record
AUGGUGCAGCCACCAGUUCUGGCUGGCCGGGUGGGCCCACAGGCAGUGGGGCUAGUGCCCCAGGAGCUCAUGGAAAGCAUCUGUGGCAGUGUCUAUGUGCACAUCAUCAGCAUCCCUGCCAGGGUCCAGGUGGUAGCCCAGGACCUGGUUGGUGCCAUCACAGGGACAGAGGUCUCAGAUGCAGCAGCAAGCCUGGCCGUGCAGGGCAGAGUCGCUCUCAUCACAGGGGGCGGCUCCGGGAUUGGGUUCCGGACUGCAGAAAUCUUCAUGAGGCAUGGCUGCCAAACGAUCAUUGCCAGCAGAAACCUGGAGAAAGUCACUGAGGCAGCUAAGAAGCUGGCAGCUGCUACGGGUCAGCGAUGCCUGCCUCUUUCUUUAGAUGUGAGACAGCCCCAAACAAUUAUAGCAGCUGUGGAUGAGGCUCUGAAAGAAUUUGAACGAAUCGACAUCCUCAUUAAUAAUGCUGCAGGGAACUUCCUGUGUCCAGCCAGUGCAUUGUCCUUCAAUGCCUAUAAGACGGUGAUUGAUAUAGAUACCCUUGGCACCUUCAAUGUCUCCAAAGUGCUAUAUGAGAAAUGCUUGAGGGACCAUGGUGGGGUUAUUAUUAACAUCACGGCAACCCUGGGUUACAGAGGGCAGGCUCUCCAAGUGCAUGCUGGGACUGCCAAGGCAGCUAUAGAUGCAAUGACCAGGCACCUGGCGGUAGAGUGGGGGCCCAACAAUAUCCGGGUCAACAGCUUGGCCCCCGGCCCCAUUUCAGGCACUGAGGGAUAUCGGCGGCUUGGUGGCAAACACUCUGAAGCUAGCAGCCGCUUCAAUUCAAUCCCUCUCCAGCGGGCAGGAAACAAGACGGAGAUUGCCCAUAGUGCGCUGUACUUGGCAAGCCCAUUGGCAUCCUAUGUGACGGGCAUGACCAUGGUGGUAGACGGAGGGAGCUGGCUGACAUUAGCAAAUGACUUCCCUGCAAUGUUGGACCUUUGGGCCACAGAAGCUAACAAAGAUAAAUGAUGGACAGCCAACUGACGGGUGUGACUUUAACAAACAAGUAGAGCCUGGGAACAUCUCCAUUUCUGUGAGGCAUGACAGCAGAGGAGACAGCCAUGAUCAUCUCUCAGCCUUUGGGUUGACCUAGCUGGGCAGUGAUUUAAUUUAUCAGCUGGGGAAGGGGAGUGGGGGAGGGGAAUUAAUAAGAUGGGGAACAGCGCCUUCCAAGCCAGCUGGAUCCAGACUUGCUCCCCAGGUUUAUUCUCUGAUUUGUGUAGGAUGGUUUGGACAAGGAUGAUCAUACCUUGAGCAGUGGACUAGACUAGAUGACCUCCAGAGGUCCCUUUCAGCCCUACAUUUCUGUGAUUCUAUGAAGGUGACACAGCUUACCUGUGGAGUUGGUCAUGGGUCUGUUGAGGGCUGGUCGGAGCUGACUUCAUGCUCUUGUUCCCCUUCAUAUGACUGUCUUCCUUCUUCUCCCAAGCCCUCUGCCUCUCCAGCUGUUUUGGAAGUAGCAGAACAGCACUGCCACCAGUAUCCAUUUGUAAGAUUUCUUUUUCAGUUUUCCUAACUCUAACCCAUAAGCUGAUGGUAUUUUCCUAUGUUGCUGGUUGAUAACUGUCCAGCAACAUGUUCUCUGAAGCAGGUAAGCUCACCCCUGUCUAAUGUGUUAGAGUGGAAGGCAGGAACAACCUAUUCUUGAAGUCUGCACUCAAGUUGCACAUUGAACUCUGGAGCACACAGUUUAGAGCCAGCUUGUCUUUGGGGUAGUUCAGUGGGCUAGUAAUUGUCAGUACUACACUGAGCAUGUGACGUUUGGGGUCUGCAUUCUUAGCAGUAAAACCUGCCCUUUCUUUAGUAGGCUGCAGAUGGCUGCCUACUGGUUAGACCAGCACAAACUCUGCUGCCAGGUUGGGCUUCAUCUUGCUCUGGAUGUGAGCAAGCUAAUUAGCAUCUCUAUGCCCAGUACCCUGUGUGCCCUGCAGUGACCAUGACCUGAAUUCAGCAGUAAGACCUUUGCAUUUUGGAAAUAAACUAGCAGCUUCAGGGAUAUGAAAAUGCAGGAUUCAAACCAAAGGACUAUGCUUCUCAGGGCACCCAUGACUCCCAUUCAUCUCCAUUGGAUUUAGAUGGCCAAGCACCCCUGAGUUCAGAGUCUGUGAAUUUUAUGCUGCUGCAGCUGUGGAUUUUUUCUGACAGUGUCAUAUACUGUAGAAGUUGGAAUAGCUGGAGCCUUUGGCAGGGGCAGGGACCUGUUGGAUCUUUGGGCACAGUGAGGCACAUGGGCAUAAUGGCCACUGAAAUGUACAACAUUCAGAUCACAAGCUCUGUACCCACAGAUGGAUGGGGCAGUUCAUGCCUCUGCAGGCCCUGCCUCCUCUAUAUAGUAGUGUUUGGGAAGGAAAUGAAAUCCACUACAAGUCAGAUUAGUAUUGUAGUAUUAGGGCUUGCAGUUCUCAUUGAUUCUAAAUAGUUUGCAGGGGCACCAAGUUUCCACUGUCAGGCCAACAUGAGAGAGAAGCUCCACCCUGCGUGAGAGCUGGUUCCAUAUGAAUGAUCCUUUCCCUUACCAACUGAAGUGUUUAAAAACCCUCUUGCUUGCUAGCAGCAUGGCAGGAGACACUUUCUCUCCCAGUCAGUAGAAUCUCAGUCCAGACAGGGAUUUGUGCUAGGCAUGUAUGUUGCUCUUUUUCAUUAAGGGACUGCAUGCAAGUCAGAAAUGUUCUCAGCACCAGGUGGGAUGCAAACUUGAUCAGAUCCCACUUGUCACUGUAAUCUAGACAGCAGCCUUUGAGUAAGCCUGAGAGCUGGCAUGUACUACAGGAUCUAUCUCUGUGCUGCAGCCUCAAUAAAGAAUCCUAUUCAUGUGUGUUACUCUACAGUCUUGUCUGUCCCUAAAUGCUAGAAUCACUAGUAAACCUAAGACGAGUUUUUUGUGCCCGGUGAGAAUAGAUUUUUUCCAAAUUAGCAAAUCGGAUGGUAGGCCUGUAAACGUGUUGGCCCUGCCAGCUCCAUGCCACUGAUAAGCUAUAUAGUAUGGAAGUGGUGCUUGCAACUCCUCUCUGACGUAUUUAGCAGCUCUGUGCUAACCUUUUUGCUAGAAAUAGCUCUUAAUCUGCUUUGACUUUGUAAAAGCUUGCUCUAAGAGAUCAUGUUUCCUACUUGAUUGUGUCUGUACCAGCUGAUCCUUCCUCAAGGCAGACAUUAAAGAAUUACCAUUCUGGGA